Molecule: messenger RNA, 3582 nt
Organism: Xiphophorus hellerii (green swordtail)
Lineage: Eukaryota; Metazoa; Chordata; Actinopteri; Cyprinodontiformes; Poeciliidae
Gene: kcmf1
Product: potassium channel modulatory factor 1
Exons: 7
Coding region: 178-1347 (389 amino acids)
Biological process (GO): synaptic signaling
Cellular component (GO): plasma membrane
Molecular function (GO): zinc ion binding
Source: RefSeq, a predicted model, not a curated record
CCAUAAAGUGACACUCUGGGACGGGAAGCAGAACAAACUGUAAGCUGCUGGGGAUCCAUCUUGCUCGGAAAAGAGACGAGGUUGGAGUGGUUUACCAGCCAAGAGUCACAAAAACUGUAUCGUUCCUCCCUGAACGCGCUGGGGAGCCCGAAGAGGGGCUGUGUCGCUGUUUGUAGGAUGUCCCGACAUGAGGGUGUGAGCUGUGAUGCAUGUUUAAAGGGCAACUUUAGAGGAAGGAGGUUUAAGUGUCUAAUUUGCUACGACUACGACCUGUGUGCAUCGUGCUACGAGAGCGGGGCCACCACAACACGACACACCACAGAGCACCCCAUGCAGUGUAUAUUAACCAGAGUAGACUAUGAUUUGUAUUAUGGAGGAGACACCUUUUCGGUGGAACAACCUCAGUCGUUCACAUGUCCUUAUUGUGGUAAGAUGGGCUUCACGGAGACGUCCUUACAGGAGCAUGUCACCUCAGAGCAUUCGGAGACGUCCACAGAGGUGAUCUGUCCAAUCUGCGCUGCCUUGCCAGGAGGCGAUCCAAACCAUGUGACGGACGACUUUACGGCUCACCUCACCCUGGAGCACAGAGCGCCAAGAGAUUUAGACGAGUCCAGUAGUGUUCGGCACGUACGCAGGAUGUUCCACCCAGGGCGAGGAAUAGGCGGCCCCAGAGCUCGACGGACAAAUAUGCACUUUACUAGCGGCUCCACGGGGGGGCUCUCAUCCUCCUCAUCACAGAGCUCCACUUACACCCCCAGUAACAGAGAGACAAUGGACCCAAUCGCAGAGUUGUUGUCUCAGCUGUCCGGUGUGCGGCGGGCUGCGGGGGGCCAGAUAAACUCGUCGGGCCCCUCGGCCUCCCAGCUGCAGCAGCUCCAGAUGCAGCUGCAGCUGGAGCGGCAGCAGGCGCAGGCAGCCCGGCAGCAGGUAGAGGCGGGCCGCCACGCAACUCGACGUGGCAACAACCCCAGCAACACGGGCAACUCUAUCCCUCCGCCUAACUCGUCCACUGCCAACACCAGCGCCGUGGGUGAUAGCAAUCCCGCUUCCUCCUCCCAAAGCUCCCAGUUUCUAUUAGCACGCUUGAAUGAACCCAAGAUGUCGGAAGCGGAGCGCCAGUUCCUAGAAGGCGAGCGAGCCGACCGCAGCUUGUUCGUCCAGGAGCUGCUGCUGUCGACGCUGAUGCACGAGGAGAGCUCCUCCUCCGACGAGGACGAGCGCCGAGACUUCGCUGACUUCGGAGCCAUGGGCUGCGUGGACAUCAUGCCUUUAGAUGUGGCGCUGGAGAACCUCCAGCUCCGAGAGAGCAGCUCUUCAGGGAGGGAGCCUCCGCCGCCUCCUCUUUGAUGUCCGAGCAUCAAGCAGACUGUGUCCUCUGUGCUGCAACUGUCAGUGAAGGGGCAGCAGACAAGUGCGGUCCUCCCUGGCCCCGCCCUCCUCCUUUUCUCUCUCUCUGUCUCCCUGUCUCUUUCUCUCCUUCUCUCCUCUAUCUCCUCAGUUUGUUUUUGGUGAUUGUAACUUAAGGCCCGUCACCGUAACUUGUUACAUUGUAAACAAAACUAAAAGAGAUCAAUUGGAAUAAAAUGUUCAUAUGGGGAAGGAAGCAAGAGAAGAGAUUUAUAUGAAUAUAAAUAUAUAUAUAUAAAAUAUAUAUGAAGUUGAUAAUCAAUCCACUUAACUUUUCUUUAUCAGGUAAGUUCUGCAGGCAGCUUUGCUUCCUGUGACAUGUGAAGGGCCCUCCAUAUAAAUACUCCACAUUCAGAAGUCAUAAGAACACAAGCCCCUCUGAUGAAGCUGCUGUGUGUGUUUAAUGAUCAUUAAUAAAUAAAAAGUGCUUGGAUGGGUUACCAUAACUUACCGCAUGCAGUUAUUUGCAGCGUGCAUGACCUUUGAUGACCCCGUCAUCGAAAUUUUGUACUUUUUCUUUAAAAAUAUCCCAAAGCUUUCGACUCUUUCAAACGGUUACAUCGAAAAUGGCUUAAGUAGCAUACUGACUCACUUGCAGACAUCAGUUUCUUGACUGUCUUGUUAGGGGUUUUUUUUUCUUUUCAUCGAGUAUUUCGAAAUGAAGAGAAACAACUGGGAUCUGGAGAAAACGCCGCGAUUUGAGAAUCCAGUUUGACUUUUCUGUAUUACGGCUGCAGACGCGAAAGCCACGAAUGUAAGAAAGGAGUUUUGCCUCUCUGGAUGUUGAUCUUUAGUUUGGAGAUUUUAAAGCACAGUAUAGUUUUUAAUUUAUGAACGACUUGAUCCGGUGCUCCUCCGCUCUGCUUGUGUCAGACCACAUGCUUUCAAAGGCUUGUUUGACUUUCGCUGGAGCUUCAUUUAUUUUCUUUUUUUCCUCCCUCCUCCGUAACCCAACUCUUUUUUUUUUGUUUUCCGAUUAAAGCUAGCACUUUCUAUUUAUUUAUACCUGUUUUUAUGAUUUGUUUGAGCCUUGACACGGAUCAUGCCACCUUCAUGCCUCUACUUUUAUCCUCUAUGUAAAGAAAUGUACAAGUUUUUUUUUUUGCGUUAACUUUCAUAAUGAUUCUUUGACAUGGGCAGACUUUUUUUAAAGUGUAAAUUUAGAUUACAAUAAAUAUGGCACACAUCUUUUGAUGGAAGUGAAAACCUCCGUUCUUUUGCACAUUGUCUUUUUUCAUAUUCGUUUUAUUAAUAGUAAUUUGGUAAAAUUCCUGAACUUAGGGAUGGGCUCAUUAGCUUUUCAAAUACCACUAUUUUGAAAAUAAAUAGUUAUUUCAAAUGCUUGUCGCUCAAAGAUCAAAAGAUCUUUUUUUAUUUUUAUUUAUUUUUUUGUUGUCACAGUUUAGUAAAGCAUAGCUUGUGCCUUUUAUGCUUUGUGUACUUAAAAACGUUCAUAUAUAAUCUAGACUUGGAUAUAAUUGAAAACAUUUAUUUCAGUAAUUGAAAAGAAAAAGUGGAGUGUAUAGAUGUAAAACGCAGAGAUUGAAAUGGGUAGAUAGCUUUUUUUAAUUUUAAUUUUUUUUUUUAUUUUGAACAUGAUAAAACGUAGCGGAGCGACACCAGCAGCUGAAGUGGCUUGUCAAAGCUUUGCUGAUGGUGGAAACUUCACACAGGAUCUCAAACAUCUUUGAUUCUUCGUCUCCGCCAGAGUUGACGUCGAAACCAAAUGCAAAAUGUACUUAAUCUGAAAAGCAAACGUUUGAUCACAGAUCAGCCCUUCUUUUUUCUCCUUGGGUAAGGUGAUUCUGACAUCAUCUCUGGUUCAGGAAUGGCAUAAUGAAAAUAUUUUUAAUGGUUGUUGCCCAUGUUGGUCACGCGUAUGUUGUUUUCUUUAUUUAGCGCCAAUUCACAACAAAUGUUGUCUUGAGACAUUUACAUACAAAUUCUGCUUUAGAGUUCUCUCUUCGUUUUUACAUUUUUCUCUGUGGCUUUCCUUCCACUUAAUUUUCCAUUAACAUGCUUGCAUUCAGCACUCACACCAAAAACAGCCCUGCUCUGUAGCAAUUCCAUUUUGUUGCUCACUAUCCUUCUUGGUGUUAUCAACUCCUGUCAAUACAACUCAAGCCAGGAUUAUUCCCAAGAAUUUAUGUGGGAAUAAACACCUCUCUGCUGAAA